UCCUGCAAACACAUCUGAGACUCCGAAAAAAAUCUCUGUACAGUUCCCCAACACACAUCGCCUCCGUGUUCCCACCGGGAUGGCUCGUUGUUUGACCACCGGAGACGUCCCGAGACUUUAGAUAAAGUCGUGUAUUUGUGUGCAGUUGACUCUGCAGGGUCGAUGUCCCUGUCGGACUUUAUGUGUUUAUGUUUGCACGCGCGGCGGUGGGACAUCCGGAAUGGGGGAUCCGUAGGAGGAGACGACGCUCGCUGGUGUGCUGUUAGCAAAUAGAGCGCACCAACGCGCGCGCGCAAAAAAAAAACAAGCCCAUACGCACGAGAUGGACUUUAAGAGGACAAAAUUUGGAAGGUUCAUGAACUGCAGGGUCCCGGCCAGUAAGAGAUACCAGCCCACUGAAUAUGAACAUGCCGCAAACUGUGCCACACAUGGGGUAUGGAUCCUCCCCAGUCUGGUGGGCGGGUCUGUGCUCUACUUCCUGUCUGUGGACCAAUGGCAUAGUGUGGCUGCCUGGCUCUAUGGGAGUGGUCUCACCGGCCUGUUUGUCACCUCAACGCUCUUCCACACCGCUGCCUGGAAAAUCAGCCACCUCCGGAAGGUGGAGCAGCGCUUCCACAUGUGUGACAGAAUGGCCAUCUACUUCUUCAUAGCUGCCUCCUACUCUCCCUGGCUGAUGCUGAGGGAUCUGGGCCCCUGGGCGUGCCACAUGCGCUGGCUCAUAUGGCUCAUGGCUUGCGUAGGAUCCGUGUACGUCUUCUUUUUCCACGAGAGGUACAAGCUGGUGGAGUUGUUUGGAUAUGUGGCCAUGGGGGUUGUUCCGGCUUUGGUCAUCCUGUCUAUGGUGGAGCGUGCAGGUGUGUGUGAACUGGCAGUGGGAGGUGUCUUCUAUGUGGUGGGUGUGGUCUUCUUUAAGAGCGAUGGCCUCGUCCCUUUCGCCCACGCCAUCUGGCAUCUUUUUGUGGCAGCGGGAGCAUGCAUUCAUUAUUACGCCAUCUGGAGGUACCUGUACUUACCCGGGCCGCUGCUGCAGACGUCGAGGUGACUAGCCUCUUCUCGUCAUUAGGCCAUUUUGUUUCGACUACAGCUAACCUGACUCCUGAGGCUGAACCUGGAGAGACGCUACUGAGACGAUCGGAUCGCACUGGCUGCUGCAGAUCAGAUGAAAUUCUCCACAGUUGGGGCCAAAACCCCUGGGGGAAUCUUACUGUUAAUCUAAAAGGCCUUUUUUUAACAUGCUAAUUACAUAACAGACUGACCAGUGAACAUUCAUACUGACUUAACCAAACGUACGCAGGAAUACGACUCUCAGAAAGAUAAGAAACAGCCCUGGGUAUGAAUCUUCAUUUGGGUUCAUCACCUGCUGGGAGAUGUUUGUGCAAAUGGGGCAACAUAUAAUGUGCCAGCAAGCUUAGAUGACCAAUGUUCAGUGAAAUGGAGUAGUUUGACAAUUUGCUAAUGCACUUAAUUCCCUUUCUUACUGGGAGUUAGAUGAGGAGAUUGAUACCACUCUCAUUUCUGUACUAAAUACAUAGUCAGCAACUCUCUGUAAGAAUAAGCAAAUAAGCGUAUGAAAUGUAUUUCUUUAAUCACACAUCUUCACAAGAGAACUGACAACAUACACUCUGUGACUAAACUAUCCUGGGCUAAUAAACUCCACCCUUUACACCUUUACAUAUUCCAACCAUAAGUUAUGUGCCAAAACGUUCCACAGAGGCAUUCCUCUAUGUUGGUGCUGCUAACUCCUACUUUACUUUAUUUUGGUUUUGUCCAUUUUUGCACAGUGGCAAAAUAUGAAAAUACAGAGUUGGCAUUACAAACAACACACAACGGUUUCAUAAACAAACGUUUUAGGUUGACUUAAACUGCAUUAAGCAACCGGCAGACAGACUUAAAGUCACCAUAUAUUGGCUGAUAUGAAUUCACAUUGACUGAUGACCCUCUCUUAUUCCAGAUAAGUCGACUGUUGAGGAUAACGGGCCUCAGUAGCCCGAUUGUGAUUCUGUUUUGAUUUACAUUAGUGUUGAAUCUGCCUCAAAAUCAAUUCUCAUCCUUUUUUGUUAUGUUAUUUGAAAGAUUAAAAGUCUAAUCUAGAGCUAAUGUUACACUAAGUGUAUUAAAUGUCGCGGCUAUAAGCAUUGGUUAUGUUCUUUAGAGGACGAUGGUUGCAAGUUGUCCUGUUUAAGUGGUGCACUCUUAUCCAUGAGCACCUUUCUAUCAGCAACAAUGUUGAAUGAAAUUUCCUAAAAUCCUCAGAAUACACAUGGGCAUGUUAUACACCAUUUUUACUUUUACCGUUUAAAUUCUUAUACUUCUUUAAGCGCUGUAUGGAUCCACACUUGCCCGUUUUUCCCCCUAACCUCUAGUAGUUCAACUGUUUGUUUUACACAGCAAUUACUCAGGAAGUGAGCAUUUAUUUAAUGAUUUAAUGAAAAAAAAAAUCAGAUGAUCUAUUUUGUAAAAUUGUAUUUUCAUUGU
Perca flavescens (yellow perch) is the source of this 2475-nucleotide messenger RNA. RefSeq names its product monocyte to macrophage differentiation-associated 2a (gene mmd2a). NCBI's taxonomy places the organism in Eukaryota, Metazoa, Chordata, Actinopteri, Perciformes, Percidae. Gene Ontology annotation, cellular component: membrane. Bases 323 to 1042 code for a protein of 239 amino acids. The transcript has 7 exons. Gene Ontology annotation, molecular function: pore-forming activity. The record is from RefSeq and is a predicted model, not a curated record.